AUGUCAACCCUACCCGGCUUCACCUGGCCCCGGAACGCCAAGACCAGGCGUAGCUCACCGUCCUCGCCAAUCCUCAUUUCCGACCACCGUCCCCUUAUUAUCGGUCUGGCUGUCGCUGGUGCAGCGACGAGUAGAGUCGUAAUCUACACAGCUUUCUUCUUUAUUCUCAAAUGGCGCAAAUCUCGUAAGAUCGAGCUCCAAGACAAUGACCCCUCACCUUAUGUGGGCGACGGCCACCAGGGCGGGGAUUUAGGCGAUAGUCGCAGUGCGCGCAUAUCUUCAGAACUGCUUGUGGAAUAUAGUGGUGUGAGGACGGAGAAUGGGAAGCUGGAUUUUGUGGAGGUUGACUUGGGUGAGGGGAAGAGCAAGGAGUGA
Alternaria arbusti is the source of this 375-nucleotide messenger RNA. RefSeq lists its product as uncharacterized. The coding region runs from base 1 to 375 and encodes 124 amino acids. NCBI's taxonomy places the organism in Eukaryota, Fungi, Ascomycota, Dothideomycetes, Pleosporales, Pleosporaceae. The transcript has 2 exons. The record is from RefSeq and is a predicted model, not a curated record.